Mytilus trossulus (common blue mussel) is the source of this 1497-nucleotide messenger RNA. RefSeq lists its product as uncharacterized. The transcript has a single exon. Bases 1 to 1497 code for a protein of 498 amino acids. The record is from RefSeq and is a predicted model, not a curated record. Lineage: Eukaryota; Metazoa; Mollusca; Bivalvia; Mytilida; Mytilidae.
AUGUCUAAAAUAAUAGAAACCAUACUCAAACUACGAAUUAAUCCAAACAUACUGGAAGAUCAAAACCCUCUUCAACGUGGUUUUACCAAAAAUACGGCUCCUCUUAUAGCAUCUCUAAUCAUGGAGGAAUUCAAAAGAGAAAGUAAAGACUUGAAUAAACCAACAAUAUACGGAAUGCUAGACGCUAAAUCUGCUUUUGAUGUAGUACGACAUACAAACCUAAUCAGAAAGCUAUAUCAUUUAGGCAUUUCAGAACAGUGCAUUUUAAUGAUUGAUAACAUAUACAAAGACGCUACGUCUAAAAUUAAAUGGAAAGGAAAUACAUCGGAUGCAUUCAACAUUGAGCAAGGUGUAAGGCAAGGAGGAACAUUAAGUGCCGAUGUAUACAAAGUUUAUGUAAACCAGCUGUUGAAUAAUUUUGUAGAGUCUAAACUUGGUGGAAAAAUAGGAUCAAUAAGUUGCUGUGCCCCCACCUGUGCAGACGAUAUAGCAAUAGUUGGAAGUAACCCAUUCGACAUACAAGUUCUCAUAAAUAUGGCAUAUGACUACAGCCAACGAGAAGGCUAUCUUCUACAACCUGAAAAAAGUGUUAUUUUACCGAUUAAAACUAACAGUCAAGUAGCAUUUACAGAAGAUACUUGGUUGAUGAAUAACAAUCCAAUGCCAAUUGUCACCAAAACACCACAUAUUGGUAUACAAAGGGAUGCAACCGAUUCAGCAGGUAGCACCAUAGAGGCAAAUCUUAAAAAAGCCAGAAGAUCUUUAUACAGUUUAAUGCACACUGGUUUACACGGAGAAAAUGGCCUAGACCCAAUAUCUGCAAUAAGUAUGCUACAAACAUUUAUAUUUCCAAUUAUGUUUUAUGGAUUAGAAAUUUUACUGCCUACUGGAAAAAAUAUAGAUUUAAUAUCAAAACAGUAUAAAAGAAUAAUAAAGCAGAUCCUCUCUUUACCCGUCAAUGUAGCUGACCCAGCAAUUUACGUAAUAUCUGGCUUGCUACCUGCUGAAGCAGUCAUACACAAAAAGGCACUCAUCUUAUUCGGAAGUAUAUGCAGAGCUGGAUGCACCUCCACUGAAUGGAAAAUCGCUGAAAGACAAUUAGGAAUUAAAUGCAUUAAAAGCAACAGUUGGUUUAUUGCUAUCAAAGCUAUAUUUUUGAAAUAUGAAAUUGGUGAUCCAUACAUCGGUCUAUUUGAUACGACUAUGUCCAAAAUGCAAUGGAAGAAUUUGGUGAAACAGAAAGUCAAUAUUUAUUGGUCAAAUCGAAUUAAACAAGAAAUUACAUUGUUUUCAUCUCUAGAACAUCUUGGAGAAAUUUUUACUAUUGGAAAAUGUCACCCAAUAGCAAAAACUAUAUCAGUCAAUAUAAGAGACAUAUCUAGAAUACCAGUCCGACUUAAAAUCUUAACUGGAACCUACAUUAUUCAGACAAAAAGGGCUGUGUUCAAUAAAGCUAUACCAGAUGGUACCUGUAUGAUGUGCAAAAAGAAACUAUGA